AUGGUCCACACCGCUACGGCUACCGCGCCCGUCAACAUCGCUUGCAUCAAUCCCUUGCUAGCAAAGCUUUCUACUUGGUCACCUGCUAACAACAGGUACUGGGGCAAGCGGGACACGAAGCUGAUCCUGCCGACCAACUCGUCGCUCUCGGUGACGCUGGACCAGGACCAUCUGCGCUCGACGACGAGCUCGGCGUGCGAUGCCUCCUUCGAGGCCGGCGAUCGUCUCUGGCUGAACGGCAAGGAGGAGGACGUCAAGGAGGGCGGCCGUCUCGCGACCUGCAUUCGCGAGCUCCGCGGCUGGAGGAAGGAGAUGGAGGACAAGGACUCGAAGCUCGAGAAGCUCUCGGCCAUGCCCCUCCGUAUCGCGUCUUACAACAACUUCCCCACCGCUGCCGGUCUCGCCUCGUCUGCCUCCGGUCUCGCCGCGCUCGUCGCCUCGCUCGCGCAGCUCUACUCCCUUCCCCAGUCGGCUUCGGAGCUCUCCCGCAUUGCCCGCCAGGGCUCCGGCUCUGCGUGCCGUUCGCUCUUUGGCGGUUUCGUCGCCUGGCGCGAGGGCCAGGCCGCCGACGGCUCUGACUCGCUCGCUGUUGAGGUCGCGCCCCAGUCUCACUGGCCCGAGAUGCACGCUCUGAUCUGUGUCGUCUCCGACGCCAAGAAGGGCACCUCCUCCACGGCCGGCAUGCAGGCUACGGUCGCGACCUCGCCUCUCCUCCAGGAACGCCUCAAGGUCGUGCCCGGGCGCAUGGACACGAUCGAGAAGGCGAUCAAGGCGAAGGACUUCGACGCCUUCGCCGACGUCACGAUGCGCGACAGCAACCAGUUCCACGCCGUGUGCCUCGACACGCAGCCGCCCAUCUUCUACCUGAAUGACGUGAGCCGGGGCGUCAUCGCGCUCGUCGAGGAGCUCAACCGCGCCCACAAGGAGGAGACCGGCCACCUCCUCGCCGCGUACACCUUUGAUGCGGGACCCAACGCCGUCAUCUACGCCCCUGAGGAGAACAUGCCCGUCGUCAUUGAGGCCGUCAACCGCUUCUUCCCCCAGGAGCUUGCCGCCAAGGAGCCGUUCGAGGUCAAGAAGGCCGAGCUCCCCAAGGGCUUCAAUGAGAGCGCGGUCAGGACCUGGGACAAGGGAAGCGUCAAGCAGCUCAUCCACACGCGCGUCGGCGACGGCCCCCGCAGGCUCGACGAGAGCGAGAGCCUCCUCAAGGCCGACGGCACCCCCAAGACCCUCGCUUAA
Messenger RNA from Trichosporon asahii var. asahii CBS 2479, 1239 nucleotides. RefSeq names its product diphosphomevalonate decarboxylase. Gene Ontology annotation, cellular component: cytosol. Gene Ontology annotation, biological process: isoprenoid biosynthetic process; isopentenyl diphosphate biosynthetic process, mevalonate pathway. The coding region runs from base 1 to 1239 and encodes 412 amino acids. Gene Ontology annotation, molecular function: diphosphomevalonate decarboxylase activity; ATP binding. The record is from RefSeq and is a predicted model, not a curated record. The transcript is spliced from 3 exons. Lineage: Eukaryota; Fungi; Basidiomycota; Tremellomycetes; Trichosporonales; Trichosporonaceae.